This is a messenger RNA of Rubroshorea leprosula, 1416 nucleotides long. Lineage: Eukaryota; Viridiplantae; Streptophyta; Magnoliopsida; Malvales; Dipterocarpaceae. The record is from the annotation of a GenBank genome assembly.
GCCGGUUCUCUUGCAGCUUUUUAAAUCAUUCGGGUUUCUUUCUCCCUGCACAAACCAGCCCAAAUCUGUCUUCAACCCAUGACCUCUCCUCUCCCAAAACUUGCCAUUCACUCUCUCAACCACCAAAAUCCCUCCAAAUCUCCAAAGCCCAUCCCUUAAACACUCAAAUACCAUCAAAUCCUUACCUACCCAACACAAAACCUCAAGCUUUUCACUUCAAUUUGUGUGGGAUCUGCUGUAUUUUUCGUGUGGCUGCUGGGAUUUCUCUCUCAUGGCUUCAAGAAGGGCUGGAAGUAAAAGGAAACAAGUGGGUAGUUCUAGCACCGGUGGUCAAGCUCAAGAAGAAGGUAACAUCUCCCAAUCAAAUCUCUUUUUGGAUACCCAAGCUUCUGCAAAGGAACUUGGGUGGAAGGAUUAUGUAGAAAUUAAAGAGCAUGUGUACUAUGAAGUUGUUCAUCAAUUUUAUGCUAAUUUGAAACCAAGAGGGAAUAAAUGCAAAACUAUGGUUGCUGGGGUCUCAUUUCAGUUUUCACCAAGGGAUAUUUGUGCUGUAUUAGAUAUACUUGAAGGAGGAGAUGAUGAGUUUCGAGAUGUGAAUCAUGCCUUAGUUAGAGCAAGAAUUGCCCCUAAUUGCACUGAAAAUCAAAUUAAAGUGGGGUCCCUUACACCAAAAAAUAGGGCUCUACAGUGGAUUAUAUCUCGCAUUAUAGCUCAGAGAAAGGGGUUAAAAUCUUUUGUACUUGCUAGUGAUCUUCCCUGGUUCGACUAUCUUCUUAAUGGAAAAAGGGUGAAUCUUGGAAGAUUCAUUUUCCAGAGCUUAGUCAAGAAUUACUCCUCGGAUAUGGGUCUUCUGCAUGGUGCAUUGAUCACUAGGUUAGUAAAGAGGAACAACAUUGAUCUUGAAUCUUUUAAGCAUGGGAGAAUUAAAGCUGGGACCAUUCUCACUAAAGCAUCCUUUGAAAAAAUGCAAGUUGUGUUUCGGAAUGGUAGUUGGAUGAAGAAAGGGGAUCAAGUAAUGGAACAGCAAGCUGAUGAAGAAGAAGGUGAUACAGAUCAAGAAAUGGCAGAGCAAAGGGAAGAAGAACAUGAAGAUGACAGCCCAAGACCUUUUCAAGCCUCCAUGUAAAGGACAAACCGGUUAUGCAUUUUAUGUUUAAUUGACUAUGGAUAUUUCUUGAACCUUUCUAUCUUGUUUUAUGAAUGGAAAUGACAUCACUUGUGUUAUCAUGCUUUGUGAAUGGUUGUUUAUGAUUUUGAUGAUUAUAUGCUCUUAUUGAGGGGGAGUUUAUUGGUUGAUGAUUGUAUUCAUGACUUUGGUUGUCUAUGGUGCUAUAUUGAUGAUGAUUGAUGAUUAUAUUCAUUACAUAUUCUUGAUGCUUUAAAGGUUGAUAGCAUGAAUUAAGGGGGAGUUUAUUG